GCAGCAACACAGCACACAACAGGCUUCCUCAGUUUUUUAAUCAGACUCGGGCUGUGACCGCGCAGUCACAGAAAUCCUCAGGUGAUUAAAGCGGGUCCAACUUUCCCACAGCUUUCUGUCCGGGGAGAUCUGAGGAUCACAGAGGGACAAGAUGUUGAGGCGAAGGCCAUCAAAUGCCUCAGAGAAGGAGCAGGUGCAGAAGAAGAAGCUCACCCUGCAGAGGUCCAGCAGCUUCAAGGAUUUCAUGAAGCCCAAGCCUACCUCUCCUGUUGUGUCAGAGAAGGAGUUCAGCUUGGAGGAGAAUGUAGCAGAUGGUGUGACUGCAGAGGAAGCAGUGAAAAGUGGCAGCAAACUGGGGAAGAAGUGGCGCAAUGUCAUUUCACGCACCAUGACCCGCAAAACGUCCAAGAUGGUGCAGAAGGCUUUAGCUGAAGAAGGGGGGGAGAGCGGUGAAGAGCUGUCUCCUGUCCCUUCCGAUUGGCUUCCAGAUCUGAGUGCAGGCCAGAGGACGUCGGUGUGCUCCACAGGCUCGGAGGACACCAUGCCCAGCCCCAUCAGCCGCCAGCUCUCUGGCAACAGCGACAGACAGAGCCUGGACAGUGGAUAUAGCCAGAGGGACAGCAUGCGACUGGAGGAGAAUGGCAUUGCUUACAACGGCCCGUUCUGCGGCCGCGCUGUGGUCCACACCGACUUCACCCCCAGCCCCUACGAUGUGGAUUCGCUAAAACUCCAAAAAGGGGACAUCAUCCACAUCAUCGAGAAGCCCCCCGUGGGCACCUGGACCGGGAAGCUCAACAACAAGGUGGGCUCCUUUAAGUUCAUUUAUGUGAACCUCCUGCCCGACGAAAGCCCCCCGACCAGGAGGAAACGCUGCAGCAGAAAAGCCAACCGAGCCAAAUCCAAACCCAAAUCCCUGGAGGAAGUCCUGGACAGCAUCGGCCUGAUGGAGCUGAGUUCUUUGCUGUCCAUGCAUGGUUUCCAGACUCUGGAGGACUUUGCAGGGCUGAAGGAGUCUCACCUGAAUGAGCUGAACAUCACAGACCCAGAGCAGCGCUCCAAGAUCCUGAACGCCACUGAGCUGUUGAGAGACUCUGAAGAAGAGUCAGAGCCAGAAGAGGAGGAGGGGGAGAAGGAGAAGGAGGAAACAUCUGGGGAGGACGCCAAGGAGCCGCGGGAUUCGGGUUGUUUUGAGAGCUCAGAGAAUCUUGAGAGUGUACGCGAGGAGCCAAAGAUGGAGGAAGAGGUAGAGAACCAUGAGCCGGAGUCCGAGCAGCCACAAGAGAGCCAGACGGAGCAGCUGGAGAAUGUGCAGGAGCAGCUGGAGGGGCUGACAGUGGACGAAGGAUCCUGAGACGUGAUGGACAACUUGUCAAACUUCUCUUACUCCUGGUCCUCUGGGUUUCUGUGGAUGCAGAUUUAAUCCCACUGAAAUAUCUCUUCAUGGUAGAAGAGCAGACUGUAUGAACACAAUAGUCACAUAGCCAUGGACUGUUGAGCAAGUGGCACAGUUUUGGUUGUUUCAUCUGUCCUAGCUGGACACAUUAUUUUAAAUGAAUGUUUUUUUGUAUUGUGUUGUUUGAUUUAUAAAGUUGUUUGUCAUCAUUUAUCAUAAUGUAUCUGAGCGUAAUGGUACAUAUUAAAACCAUUUUCAUGGGACGUAGUCUCUGAGACUACGUCUAAGAAUGUAAAAUACUUAAAUGUAACUUGAAUACAACUGCUGCAAGUUAUAAUGUAUAUUACAGCAGUUUUUUCAUGCUAUUAGGAUGCAGUGUUGUAAAUAUAAAAAAAUUAAAGAAAAUUUGUCAUCAA
Maylandia zebra (zebra mbuna) is the source of this 1809-nucleotide messenger RNA. RefSeq names its product SAM and SH3 domain containing 3 (gene sash3). Lineage: Eukaryota; Metazoa; Chordata; Actinopteri; Cichliformes; Cichlidae. Gene Ontology annotation, molecular function: protein binding. The record is from RefSeq and is a predicted model, not a curated record.